Messenger RNA from Talaromyces atroroseus, 1152 nucleotides. RefSeq lists its product as hypothetical. NCBI's taxonomy places the organism in Eukaryota, Fungi, Ascomycota, Eurotiomycetes, Eurotiales, Trichocomaceae. The transcript is spliced from 3 exons. Gene Ontology annotation, biological process: D-galactonate catabolic process; amino acid catabolic process. The coding region runs from base 1 to 1152 and encodes 383 amino acids. Gene Ontology annotation, molecular function: galactonate dehydratase activity. The record is from RefSeq and is a predicted model, not a curated record.
AUGGCCCCUAUAAAAUCCAUCGAGUACUUCCGCGUCAAGCCGCGCUGGCUCUUCGUCAAAAUCACCGACGAAAAGGGCCGCUAUGGCUGGGGCGAGGGCACGCUGGAGGGCCACAGUCUCGCUGUUGAGGGUGCUCUCGACGAGAUGAUUACGCGAUUGAUUGGCUACGAUGCAGACGACAUCGAGCACAUCUGGCAAACAGUCUGGCGUCUGGGUUUCUACCGUGGUGGUCCCGUCUUCAUGUCCGCCCUCUCUGGCAUUGAUAUUGCGCUGUGGGAUUUGAAGGGGCGGAAUCUGGGCGUGCCUGUGUACCAGCUGCUGGGCGGUAAAGUGCGCAACAAGAUUCAGGUGUAUGCUUGGAUAGGAGGUGAUCGGCCUAGUGAUGUGGAAGUUGCUGCCAAAGCGCGCAUUGCUCAAGGACUGAAAUGCAUCAAAAUGAACGCCACCGAAGACGUGAACUGGGUCGACUCCCCUGCCGUGCUCGACAGCUGUGUUGAACGCCUCAAGACAGUGAAAGCACUCGGUCUCGACGCCGGGCUUGACUUCCACGGCCGUCUACACAAACCCAUGGCCAAACAACUGGCCAAAGCCCUCGAACCCCACCGCCCGCUCUUCAUCGAAGAGCCUCUACUCUGCGAACACCCCGAAGCCCUGAAACAGCUUUCGGGUCUGACUACUGUUCCAAUCGCAUUCGGCGAGCGCCUCUAUACCCGCUGGGACGUAAAGCGGUUCCUGGAAGACCACUCCGUCGACAUCCUACAACCGGAUAUUGCACAUGCAGGCGGCAUCAGCGAGACGCGGCGCAUUGCCAGUGUGGCGGAAGCAUACGACGUUGCCAUUGCGCCGCACUGUCCUCUAGGGCCCAUCGCGCUCGCGGCGUCCAUUCAGGUUGCGCUCAACACGCCCAAUUUCGUGAUCCAGGAGAUGUCUCUGGGCAUGCAUUACAACGUCGAGGCGGGCGAUAUUGAUCUCAACACGUAUCUCAAGGAUCAGACCGUUUUUAAUAUUGAGGACGGCUUCGUCAAGGCGCCUACUGGUGCGGGCUUGGGCAUUGAGAUUGACGAGGCGCUGGUCAGGAAGAUUGCGACGGAGACAGAGCCAUGGCAGUGCAAGGAGUUUUAUGGCCCGGAUGGGUCGAUUCGCGAGUGGUGA